Messenger RNA from Desarmillaria tabescens, 2328 nucleotides. RefSeq lists its product as uncharacterized. Gene Ontology annotation, molecular function: oxidoreductase activity, acting on CH-OH group of donors; flavin adenine dinucleotide binding. The transcript has 6 exons. The record is from RefSeq and is a predicted model, not a curated record. Lineage: Eukaryota; Fungi; Basidiomycota; Agaricomycetes; Agaricales; Physalacriaceae. The coding region runs from base 315 to 2099 and encodes 594 amino acids.
GGUUCUAUUAUGUUUACUUAGACGGUUAGACUUGUAGCAUCGUCGGUAGGCGGUCCGGCGCCGUUGAUGCAUGAGGUAGCAAGCCACGUGUGAGCUCUUGGCUUCCUACUACCAGUAGCUAUCGUUCCCCUUUCACGUCACUGAAAUUGUCGCGCUCUUUACGGCCCUUCAUUGCUUUAUUUACCUUUCGGCUACAAUGACGGCCAUCACCUUACACGGAUAUUUAUGCCAUGGGACGAACCUUCGAAGGGAAGCACAUGUUUCGACAUCUGAAAUAUAAGAACCCUCCGUGAGAGAACCAGUACCUGCCAAACAUGCGCUUCUUUUUGCUCUCGCUACUCACCUUGAGCGCCAGUGCGAGAUUCUUGAACAACUUUGCUGACCUCAAAGGUCUUGAUGCAUACGAUUUCGUGGUCGUCGGAGGCGGUCCUGGCGGAAGCACAGUGGCCGACAGACUGAGCGAAGAUUCUACGGUCAGCGUGUUAUUGCUCGAGGCUGGGGGUGAAAACGACCCUGCGGUGGAUCCCGCUCUUGCUAUACCGCUGUUCUGCACGACGCUGACGCCAAAUACGGCUUACGAUUGGAACUAUACGACCGUUCCACAAGAAGAGCUCAAUGGCAGAAGUAUUCCAUACCCUCUGGGCAUUGGUUUGGGUGGUUCGAGUGCCGUUAACUGCUUAGUAUACACUCGUGGCUCCACAGACGACAUCGACAAAUGGGCCGAGCUUUCGGGAGAUGAGGGCUGGUCAUGGGACAGUAUGCUGCCAUACUUCAAGAAGGGUGAGAAAUUCAAUACGAUUCCUCGCGACGGGCAUAACACCACUGGCGAAUACCUGCCCGCCUUCCAUGGUACCGAUGGCGUGAUUGGUGUCAGUCUUCCAGGAUAUCCCUACCCCUUUGAUGGACGCGUCAUAAACACUACUCAGGAACUAGCAGAGUUCCCAUACCGUGUGGAUAUGAACUCUGGCGAACACAUAGGUAUAGGAUGGGUUCAGACGCUCGUCGAUGGUGGACAGCGAUCCAGUGCGAAAGCGCACUUACUCCGCGCUGAGAGUGAGGGUAGGGAGAACAUAGACGUACUAUUGCAUGCUCGAGUGUCUCGCGUAGUGCCUGCUGUGGAUGGUACGCUGGACUUGAGAUCCGUGGAGGUACUGGAUCCUGCUGAUGGGUCGCUUAAAAAUCUCACUGCCAAAAAUGAGAUAAUUCUCUCUGCUGGGUCCGUUAUGACUCCGACCAUCCUUCUUCAUUCUGGAAUUGGAGACCCCGAACUGCUCGAACCUCUCGGUAUAACUACCAUCUUGUCGCUUCCAUCUGUAGGGAAGAACCUUACGGACCACAUCGGAGUCAGCACGACCUUUAUCGUGAACUCGACCGACACAUACGACACCGUCCUCAGAAACGAGACUCUCUUGAACGAAUGGAUAGCGGAAUGGACUGAGAACAAGACGGGGCUACUUACAGACACGUCGGAGAAUCAUGCCGCUUGGCUUCGUCUCCCAGACAACUCGACUGUGUUUGAGAACUAUUCCGAUCCUUCAUCGGGUCCCUUGACGGCACAUUACGAGUUCCUAUUCCAGAAUGGAUUAUCCAGUGUCAGAGCAAGUGGAAACUACAUCAACGUCCCAACGGCAUGUGUAUCGCCGGCUUCACGAGGAUCAGUCUCCAUUAAUUCCUCCAACCCCUUCUCUGAACCUCUCGUUGACCCCGCCCUCCUCACUGCCCCUGUCGAUAUCCUCAUCGUACGGGAAUCCAUCAAGGCAGCUCGACGAUUCUUCAGUGGUCCUGCAUGGGAAGGUUACAUCCUCGGGUCGCUCAACAACAACGCGACAACUGACGAAGAGAUUGAGGAGUUCAUCCGCGAAAAUGCUGUGUCGUUCUUCCACCCUGUCAGUACAGCAAGCAUGUCGCCAGAGGGGGCCGACUGGGGUGUGGUGGAUCCAGAUUUAAAGGUUAAGGGCGUGAAUGGGUUGAGGGUUGUGGAUGCGAGUGUGAUUCCUAGGUUGCCGGCGGCGCAUACGUCUGCUUCAGUGUAUGCUGUGGCGGAGAGGGCGGCGGAUAUCAUCAAGGCGGCAUAUGGGUUGCAGGUCGAAGCCCUGUGAAAAGGUUGUUGGAGCACAAUAGCAUUUUUUUGGGAUCAGUGUUGCAAGGAUAUUCGUCAGACUGGAUUCUACGUCGACAUACCAACGAUUAUGAUAGUUGAGCUAUAUGAUCGUCGAUGAUAUCUGGUGAACGUUUGUCUGAGCGGCUAUAGUCAACGUCGUGUGGGCAGGCGCUGUGAAUGACUUUGUCCCUCUUUAUCAAACGCGUCGCCUUUGCGAAGUCCGGUAA